AUUUCGUGGAAUGUUCCAGCGAACGGAAGCGUUGUCACGUCCUUGUGGUAUAUAGUGGAUCCACGCAUCCCGGGCGCAUUUUGGUUCGGCAAGCAAAGCAAGAAGACCUUAGUUAAAGGGGAAAUUUCAAGACUUGGCUUUUCCUCCCCAAAUCGUUCGGUGACUUCAGACAGCUUUAAGGGAACAGAUACAAAGAAACAAACACCGGUAUACAGUAUAACUCUCAUAUGAUAAGGUGGUUGACAUCCGGUAACGUAGGAGUUGACGUGUUCACGUCUGCAUGGAUAAAGUCGUUGUAUAGUUCAUGGAUACCACAUAGCCUAACCAUCAAAGAAAGGAAAGCUAACCACAAAUGGUCAUGCAUAAUCAUUUUCCUUGAUCAUUCAACAAUAGCAUGGGGGCUGUCAAUAUAAACAAGGGCUUGUUCGCGUAUACACGUACAGUGAACACGCUGGCUAAAACCGGCAUCUCACUUGCCAACAAUUUCCACACGAGUAAUUUCUGCAGUCGGUUCUUUGUAAUCAUAAGCUGCUAGUGGCAUCGUGUUUUAUAGCAGUGCUCGGCAGCAUUCCGUCGAACACUCCAAACAGCUGUUACACGCUCUAUACAUCGGUCUACCCACCGCAUUAGCAAUGACAAUUGGAGUGGUGGCCAGAGUUUUUAGCGGCGCCGACUAUGCCGUCUUCGCCACCACCUUGCUGAUCUCGUGCGGCAUCGGCGUCUACCACGCCCUCUCCGGAGGAAGACAGCGUACCAGCGCCGAGUUCUUCCUGGCCGACCGGAGCAUGAAUCCCGUCCCUGUUGCCGUCUCCCUGGUGGCCAGCUUCAUCUCGGCCAUCACAUUUCUCGGCACCCCUGCCGAAAACUACAUCCACGGCUGCAUGUUUUGGUUGUACGGGAUCGCGUACGUGUUGACGGGCCUCAUCACCUGGCGAUGUUUUAUGCCUGUAUUCUUUCAGUUGCACGUCACCAGCGCCUUUGAGUACUUGGAACUACGUUUCAACAAAGUCCUACGCAUAUGCGGCAUGAUGACUUUCUUCCUUCAAAUGAUCAUCUACAUGGGUAUAGUGAUCUACGCACCAGCGCUUGCUCUCAGUGCGGUGACUGGCCUUCACCUCUGGGGCUCUGUCGUUGCCAUCGGCCUCGUGUGCACCUUCUACACGACAAUUGGUGGGAUGAAGGCGGUGCUGUGGACCGAUGUCUUCCAGGUGUGCAUCAUGAUCAGCGGCUUCCUUGCCCUCAUUAUUGCAGGAAGCAUGCGCUUGGGAGGUAUUACAAACGUCUGGAACAUAGCCGAGGAAGGGGGUCGAAUCGACUUCUUCAACUUCGACCCAGACCCCACCGUGCGUCACACCUUCUGGUCGGUGGUGGUCGGCGGCACCUUCACCUGGUCGGCCGUCUACUGCGUCAACCAGGCACAAGUCCAGCGCUACCUCACCUGCGGCAGGGAACCAGUGGCCCAGUUAGCUUUGUUCAUGGCUGUUGUGGGGAUGGUGAUCGUGGUGUCUCUGGCUUGUUUGGCUGGCCUCGUGAUGUACGCCAACUACGCUGGAUGCGAUCCUUACACCCUCAAGUACGUGGACUCCACCGACCAGCUGGUUCCGUAUUUCUUGAUGGACCUCUUCCACGAGAGCCCCGGACUGCCGGGCCUGUUGGUGUCGGCCGUCUUCAGUGCAGCGCUGAGCACUGUGUCGUCUGGACUGAACUCGCUGGCCGCCGUGACUGGCGAGGACAUCGUGAAGACCAUCCGGCCUAACAUUGAGGAAGAGAAGUAUACCAAAAUCACCAAGUGCCUGGCUGCCGGAUAUGGAUUGCUUUGUAUCGGCAUGGCCUUCAUUGCAUCUUUGCUCGGAGAUGUGCUCCAGGCUGCCUUGAGUAUCUUUGGCAUUGUUGGCGGACCUCUUCUCGGGCUCUUCAGCUUGGCGAUAUUUUUCCCCUGGGCUAACUCAAAGGGUGCCCUCACCGGCUUGGUGUGCGGUCUGGUCUUCACUUUCUGGAUCGGGAUCGGCGCGCAGAUCUACCCACCAGCCAACCCGAACAAGCCGCUGCUGUCUGUUGACGAGUGCCCGGUCUUCAACUCGACCGAGGCGACCUGGAAUGCGACCGGGGUCUUGGCCACGGAAAUGCCCACCACCAUGAUGAACUACUCGACCCCACUGCCUGAGCCGACUGAGAGGCCGGCCAUAGCCCAACUCUACGCGGUCUCCUACGCCUGGUACAGUGCCAUAGCCUGGCUGACAGUUAUUGGCACUGGACUGUUAACAAGUUUUUUGACUGGAUAUACUAAGCCCUCGGAGGUUGACCCCCGCUUGCUGUGUCCAGUGGUCGACGCCAUGUAUUGCUGCCUACCGGAGAAAUUGAAGAAACCACUUCGUUGUGGGGCGAGGAAGUAUGAACCUGAGGGAGACGAGGAGAAGGCUAUUUCCACGGAUGAGAAAAAUGAGAAAGAAAAGUACAAGCCCGACGAAACUGAUAAGGCCGGCAACGGGGAAUCCUACCAGGUUGUCACCGAUGAGCUGCCUCCACCUUACCCCAACGGCCAGAUGGAGUUUAACACCAAGUUGUAAGGAAAGUUUCUGUUGGCUGUUGGCCCGAGUGUCCCCAAACAGCAUAUAUAGAGUUGACUUCUUGAAUGCCUUGUUUGGACACUCCGUCGAAACUUGAAAUCCGAUCACGCAUUCUCCAUCUUCAUCCCCUUGAAUACCCACACGGGGUAAUUGUACAUACAUAGUUGGUUUUGGUGUCGGGUCAACGUUGAUUUGAUUAACAUUAUAUAAACCGAUCCUACAAAAUUUUGACCUCACGCGACUCAAUUUUGCGCAGUUUCGGUCUCAAGUCCUGUCAUGAAAUACGUUUUGUACUUUCUGUCCCCAUUUGUCGAGGCUGCUUUUGCACAAUGUAUUAUUUUUAUACUCUAUCUCUGUUGUGCAGUUUCAAUUUUUUUGGAUUAGUGUUUUGAUUUGACGUAGAUUUUUUAUUUAGAUUUAGUUGAAAUACUGCAUAUUCUUAAAGUUUGCGUUAAUUGGUUAGAUUCACAACUGAUUUUUUUUUAUUUCACUGUAAACCGUGUAUUUUAUUAGAUCUUUUAAUCAGAAUCAUGCAUAGCUCUUUUAAAAUGAUGUUUUUGACAUCUAACAUAGGCCCUUUUGGGGGGGGGGUUGCGGAUUGGCUUGUAAUUUGUAAAAUAAUCAGUAUGUUUUCAUUUUGAUUUCAGAAAAUGAACUGAAAAUUGCAACAUCGAACGAAUGAGAAGUUUUUGUAAAUAGAAUUUAUUCAAAUGAAAAUUUUGUUCGAAAACCUGAAAAUGAACGCAUGAUAUUUUCUAUUGCGUGUGAUAGAAGUGUCUAGAUUUUUUAUAUGUGCCACGUCAGACAGCUAUCUCAGGAACAAACUGCUUUCCAUUUUCUGGUUUAUAACCAGGGGUGAGAUUGGUCAGGAUGUUUCCCAAAGUUCAGGAUUUUUCAUUACGAAUUUUUAAACAAUCUCUUUCACAAUCUGAAAAAUCCCGAAUUUACCAUUUAGGUGUUUUGACGCCUUGACGUCGAUAUAGAACAAAAGAAGUGGGUAUUUUAAGGUAUGUCUUUAAAGGGAUACACAAAUGUAUGUCAUAGACCCUACGCUGCUGUAGGGAACUUAAAACCUCUGGUGAUUAUUUCGCGGGAUGUUUUAUAAUCCUCCAAUCUCACAUCUGGUAGUUACAAUAGAUGCUUUAGGUGUGUUGCGUCGUUCCUGUAAGAAUUGUUUAAUGCUCCCAAUUUAUUGGUUAUGGUAGGUUAUAACUCGUGGUUCAGCAUACCUCUUUUGGUGAACUGUUUUCAUUUGGAAUGGGUUUAUAUUAAACGGAAUUAAACACUUUCAACGAAAAAAGA
This is a messenger RNA of Acanthaster planci (crown-of-thorns starfish), 3869 nucleotides long. Its product is annotated as sodium-coupled monocarboxylate transporter 1-like. Gene Ontology annotation, molecular function: symporter activity. NCBI's taxonomy places the organism in Eukaryota, Metazoa, Echinodermata, Asteroidea, Valvatida, Acanthasteridae. Gene Ontology annotation, biological process: transmembrane transport; sodium ion transport. Gene Ontology annotation, cellular component: membrane. The record is from RefSeq and is a predicted model, not a curated record.